Messenger RNA from Macrosiphum euphorbiae (potato aphid), 321 nucleotides. NCBI's taxonomy places the organism in Eukaryota, Metazoa, Arthropoda, Insecta, Hemiptera, Aphididae. The record is from the annotation of a GenBank genome assembly.
AUGUACCUAUUUAUUAAAUGCACAAUACAAUUGUGUGACUGUUUAUCUAUAUCUGAAUAUGAUAAAGAAUGCAUAAUAUUAGAUUUCAAGUCUUUUAAAUUUGUAGCUUUAAAUAAAAAAGAGAUUGGUGGAAACCCCAUAUCUGACCUUCUUGAAGUUAAUAUGGGUUACCAACAUUUAAGAAAAUUAGCUGAAUCAGUUUUAUGCAUACCAAUUGCCACUGCUACAGUUGAACGAUCAUUUAGUGCAAUGAAUCGCAUUAUGUCAAAAACUCAAAACUUCGAAAUCGGAUGGGACAAGACACAUUGGAAUAUUGUAUGA